UGAAUUCAAUUCCAGAUUUUCAUGUUUCGCAGGACCUUCCUGCAUGAUUGAAUGUAUCAUACAUGUACAAUCGCACCCUCUUCAUGGCAUUCAACCCCGUUUUUGUCUCGUCAGCAGUACAGUACUUUGCGUGACACUACCUGGGCCGUUAGGUGCGCUGCCCAACUGCCUUGUUGAUCGCCACAAUGUAUGCUGUACCGGACGAUGUUGCAGUGCGCACCUUCUGAGCGUUUCAUGAACCUCUCCUCUCAUUUUUUCGUCGGCUCGCUGUUCUCAGAGAAGAAUCGUGAGGUGUUUCUGCAGUUGCUCGUUGCGUCUAUCUCGUCCAUACGUACAGUAGACUCUACGUUUUGAAGUUUUUGCGUCGAUAUUACAAUGGCUCAAACACGAUCAGUAUCUAUCUCUGUUUUUCUAUUGGUGAUUGCUUCCGUGUGUACUGUACCAGUACUUGUACUUGUACACACGAAGACUUCCUCCUUGCGUGGAAAUGGAGACCGCGGCAUCGUCGACGCUGAAGAUACUAAGCGCCCAUCAAGUGAAGGAAGCGGGACACAGCGCAAGCUGCUGUCCAUGGAAUUGGACUACGAAUUCGUGCAGAGAGCAAACCUUGCACACUAUCUGAGUAAGCUCAUGAAGAGAAACACGCUACUGGACGAAAUUGAUUAUUGGAAUGACUAUUAUCAGAGCUUUAUGGCUUGGGACUUCUUGGGGCAUGACCGCGCAAUGGUGGUCAAGAAAGACGAUGUAUGCUACACUCACUUCAAGGCGCAAAGUCGUAAUUCCUUGAUUGACAUUUGGCAAACCCUGAAUCCCCUUGUCCAGCGCAACGCUUACGGAACUGGUUGCGAUGUUCGAAAGAGCUACUACAAUGCCUACGAAGCUCCGUACCAAGAUGAGAUGAAAGCCGAAACAGAUCGAUGCGUGAAGUCAUGCGAGAAUGGUGACUGCCCCCUGAUCUUGUGCGGAACAUCCACAGGUGGCGCAAGUGCCAUGGUUGCAGCCCUGGAUCCAUUCAUGCAGAAGUACGAUCCACUCGUCAUUGUCACAGGACCCCUACGAGCAUUGAUCAGCGAUGAAUGUGACGCUUUGGACACGGACAGGAUCUAUCGGAUUACCACGGCCAAUGCUGGUUACUACGACGCCGCAUCCGAUGGCUCUCCGAAAAUGGGGCGUCAUUUUGGACACCACAUUAUGCUCGACGAAAUGAGUAACCCGUUCUACAUUGGUCCUGAUGACAGUACCCUCCGACAACCCGACAACUACAACAUCCACAUUGUGGAAGCCUACAUCAAUCGCUUGCAAGCAUUGGCGGACCGCCCUGCUUCGGAUUAUCCCAUGACACUCGAACAAUUCCCCGAUGGACACUGGUGUACUCUUAGUGACGAAUGCAAUUCUGGGCACUGCCAACUCGACGAUCCACUACUAGAAGGAGUGUGCUCCGAACUAGGAGGGGGUGCCGCUGAUGUGUCACGCGAUGAUGUGUUGCUCGCUGUGGGCUCUAUUUGCUCGAACGCGGAUGAGUGUGCGACAGGCAUGUGCGUGUUAGGCAGAUGCGCCAUGGAGGACGGCUUGUUGGCCGUGGGGUCUUACUGCGAAGAGCACGAAAAUUGCGCCACUGACAAAUGCGUGGACAACUUUUGCAUGGACAAGACAGGCGAAGGAUCGUGGUGCCGAAACGAUUGGGAGUGUGCCUCCAAUCUUUGUGCGGGUCGAUUGUCCUGGAUUAUGAUGAGACGAUGUGCGGCGGAUCCUUAGCUAGCCGGCUAUACCAGGUACUUAUUGGCUGGAAGCGAGGGUGCCUUUACGCAUACAUUUACUACGCUCAAUCUGAGUGAAUGCAUAACGAUACAUCGCAGUACAGCUUCAAGGGACCCCUGACGCCUUCAAUAAUACACUUCAUAAUAGACUAACCUUAUUGC
Seminavis robusta is the source of this 1919-nucleotide messenger RNA. Lineage: Eukaryota; Bacillariophyta; Bacillariophyceae; Naviculales; Naviculaceae. The record is from the annotation of a GenBank genome assembly.